Molecule: messenger RNA, 2177 nt
Organism: Saimiri boliviensis boliviensis (Bolivian squirrel monkey)
Lineage: Eukaryota; Metazoa; Chordata; Mammalia; Primates; Cebidae
Product: WAS protein family homolog 2
Biological process (GO): exocytosis; endocytic recycling; retrograde transport, endosome to Golgi
Cellular component (GO): recycling endosome; WASH complex; early endosome
Molecular function (GO): alpha-tubulin binding; gamma-tubulin binding; actin binding
Source: RefSeq, a predicted model, not a curated record
GGGAGGGCCCGGGACCCGCCGAGCCUGUGUCCCACGGCCGCUUCCUGGCUGCCGCCUACACUCCGCAUUCCGUAGCUGGGUACCGACCGCCUGGGAGGCGUCUUGGGCCCUUCCGGGAACUUCCUCCCUGGAGCCGGCCCCUGCGCCCCGGCCUUGCCUGGCCCUAGCGGAGAGGCCAAGGCCCGCGGGGUGCAGGGACCCGGGCUUUGCGGGGUCCCGGUUCCGCCUCCCCACUCCCGCGCCUUCCCUCCCGGGCCGGGUUCUGGGAAGCCUUGCGGGGCUCUUUCGCAGCUCCUGCCCGCCCGGAGCGCCUGGGCCCUAGUAGGGGAUCCCACUUUUCUGACACUGCUUUGGGUUCCCGGGGCGUACAGCGAGGCCUGUAACUCGGGUAGAGACCCUGGAGUGGGGUGUGAGAGAACGGUCUGCAGGGAGGGCUCCGAGAGAGCCGUGCGGCACCAUGACUCCUGUGAAGACUCAGCACUCCCUGGCAGGUCAGACGUAUGCCGUACCCCUCAUCCAGCCAGACCUGCGGCGAGAGGAGGCCGUCCAGCAGAUGGCGGACACCCUGCAGUACCUGCAGAAGGUCUCUGGAGACAUCUUCAGCAGGAUCUCCCAGCGGGUAGAGCAGAGCCGGAGGCAGGUGCAGGCCAUCGGGGAGAAGGUCUCCUUGGCCCAGGCCAAGAUUGAGAAGAUCAAGGGCAGCAAGAAGGCCAUCAAGGUGUUCUCCAGUGCCAAGUACCCUGCUCCAGAGCGCCUGCAGGAAUAUGGCUCCAUCUUCACAGGUGCCCAGGACCCUGGCCUGCAGAGACGACCCCGCCACAGGAUCCAGAGCAAGCACCGCACCCUGGACGAGCGGGCCCUGCAGGAGAAGCUGAAGUACUUUCCUGUGUGCGUGAGUGCCAAGGCGGAGCCCGAGGAUGACGCAGAGGAGGGACUUGGGGGUCUUCCCAGCAACGUCAGCUCUGUCAGCUCCUUGCUGCUCUUCAACACCACCGAGAACUUGUACAAGAAGUAUGUCUUCCUGGACCCCCUGGCUGGUGCUGUAACAAAGACCCACGUGAUGCUGGGGGUGGAGACGGAGGAGAAGCUGUUUGAUGCCCCCUUGUCCAUCAGCAAGAGAGAGCAGCUGGAGCAGCAGGUUCCAGAGAACUACUUCUAUGUGCCAGACCUGGGCCAAGUACCUGAGAUUGAUGUGCCAUCCUACCUGCCCGACCUGCCCGGCAUUGCCAACGACCUCAUGUACAGUGCCGACCUGGGCCCCGGCAUUGCCCCCUCUGCCCCUGGUACCAUUCCAGAACUGCCAACCUUCCACACUGAGGUAGCUGAGCCUCUCAAGCCAGACCUAGAAGAUGGGGUGCUCACAGCACCCCCACCGCCCCCACCACCUCCCCCAGCUCCUGAGGUGCUGGCCAGUGCACCCCCACUCCCACCCUCAGCCGUGGCCCCCGUAGGCCCGGGCGCCAGGCAGGACGACGGCAGCGGCGCGCCUCCUUCAGCUCCAGUCCAGGGAGCUCCCAGGGAAGUGGUCGACCCCUCUGGCGGCCGGGCCACUCUGCUAGAGUCCAUUCGCCAAGCUGGGGGCAUCGGCAAGGCCAAGCUGCGCAGCGUGAAGGAGCGAAAGCUGGAGAAGAAGAAGCAGAAGGAGCAGGAGCAAGUGAGAGCCACGAGCCAAGGUGGGGACUUGAUGUCCGAUCUCUUCAACAAGCUGGUCAUGAGGCGCAAGGGCAUCUCUGGGAAAGGACCCGGGGCUGGUGAGGGACCCGGAGGAGCCUUCGCCCGCGUGUCGGACUCCAUCCCUCCUCUGCCACCACCACAGCAGCCCCAGGCAGAGGAGGAUGAGGACGACUGGGAAUCCUAGACUUGGGCCAUUGCUCCAACCUGGACACAGCCAGGACAAGCUCCUCAGACCUGCUGCCCUAGGAGGGGGCGGUGAUGGAACUGUCCCAGGACUGUGCGGGGACCACCUUCAGGGAGCAAGAGGCUGGCCUGAGGCCACAGGGCUGGGGCGGGGGCUUCUGUAUGCUUGUGCUCCACCGGGGGACGGCUCCACCCAGCCUGUACCAGGGUGUUCUCCUCUUCCCUAAAGAGGCUUCCAGAAAAAACAGCACAAAUCGAAGAAGAACUGAGCAGAAACCAAGAGUGCACUUUUAAUAAAGGACCGCUAGCUGUGCAGGAUG